AACCACUACCCCAACGACCACAACCACUAUGCCAACUAUAACUACCACUAGCCCAACUACAGCAACCACUACCCCAACUACAACAACCUCAGCUGAAGCACUUGUGUGUGAAACUUGCACAAAUGCUAACUGUUCAACCACAGCAGCAGUUACAUGUCCCACAGGCACGAUGUGUAUCACAGCUUCCAUUCAAGCCUUUUCAUCUGGGACUCCUGGACAGCAAAUCUACAAGGCCUGUGCACCCCCCUCCCUGUGUCCAUCCACAGGCUCUCAGACAUUUUCAGUUAACUUGGGUCUUUCGAGUGCACUUGCAAGUGUUACAUGCUGCAGCACAGACAACUGCAACUCCGUCACUCUGCCUUACCCUGCGGUUCCAGCAGAUAACAGUCUACAGUGUCACGUUUGUAACCCCAGCACCUCUGAUUGCAGCCUUUCAAUACAAUGUAAGGGAACAGAGGAUCGCUGCUUUCAAGCCAGUGUGACAAAUGGGGCCGGCACUUCUCCAGCAUGUGGCUGUGCAUCUUUAAAUCUGUGUGAAGCUGCUACCAUCCUGGGGACACUGCCUUUCAUGCAAGAUGUUGGUACCAUUACCAGUGGACCAGCCUGUUGUGGGACUAGUUUGUGUAACACUCUCACUACAACAACAACAACCACUACCCCAACAAUAACAACAACUACCCCAACAACAACAACCACUACCCCA
Messenger RNA from Hippoglossus stenolepis (Pacific halibut), 703 nucleotides. Its product is annotated as integumentary mucin C.1-like. The record is from RefSeq and is a predicted model, not a curated record. Lineage: Eukaryota; Metazoa; Chordata; Actinopteri; Pleuronectiformes; Pleuronectidae. The transcript has 4 exons. The annotation marks the transcript as partial.